Choloepus didactylus (southern two-toed sloth) is the source of this 6543-nucleotide messenger RNA. RefSeq names its product WRN RecQ like helicase (gene WRN). Lineage: Eukaryota; Metazoa; Chordata; Mammalia; Pilosa; Megalonychidae. The coding region runs from base 2270 to 5923 and encodes 1217 amino acids. Gene Ontology annotation, cellular component: nucleus; nucleoplasm; cytoplasm. The record is from RefSeq and is a predicted model, not a curated record. The transcript is spliced from 34 exons. Gene Ontology annotation, molecular function: ATP binding; four-way junction helicase activity; nucleic acid binding. Gene Ontology annotation, biological process: telomere maintenance; DNA replication; double-strand break repair via homologous recombination.
UGAAACAUUAUUAGGGAAACAGUGGAAGUUUGGGGCUGGCAACAACAGGAAGGGAUUAAGGCUUUACAUUAAGUUUAAUCUAAAAAACCUGAGAUUCAAGUAAUAUGUUUUAUUCCUAAAGAAUUGCUUGUACAUAAAAAUUUGCCUUUAGUUCUGAAUUCCACAUUAAAAUGGUGAACCAAAUGAAAUCUAAGGUGCUAUAGUACUUUCUUUUAGCUUUAGGUGAAGAAAUAUAUUCAGCACUUUCAUUACUGAGCUUUGUUGACAGUCCAAAAGAAAAUUUAUAACAUAAAAGGAAAAUUUAAAAUUAUCCCAUGUGAAUGAUUCUUACUUUGCAGAUUUGUUAAAGUAUAGUUCUUGGCUUCAAAGAGUAGUAUCCUUAACUGACAUUUUGAGUGCUUGAAUUAACUUCAACGAAAAAAUGUAAUGAUCAUGUGAAAAAUAUAUUAACACAUAUAAAGUUUAUAUAUUCAGAGCAAAAAUUCAGCUUUGGAAAAGUGAAGAUAAAGUGGUUUGAGAAGUGUUGUUUAAUUGGUGUUAUUUGAAUUCUAAGGAAGAAUUAAUAGUACUUGCAGAGCAAAGUUUGUGUAUGCCUGAGAAACAAUUUUUGUAUUAUUUUGAAAUACAUGAUAUGAAAAAAUUCAAAACUUACGUGCAUUAUCAGAAGAAAUUAACAUAUUUCUGUGUGGAAGAAAAGGAGAAGCUAUUAGAUUUAAAGAAUUUUUGCACUCUUGAAGUACAAUCUAAAGAGAUUGAAUUGUUGGAAUACUAGUUAAGGAUGUAAAAGGAGUUUUCAGUAAAUUGGAGCAAAGCUUCUUCCCUCUUCUACAUUUGCUACCACUUAACUUGCACUAACAAAGCUUCUUUGUAAUGGAAUUUGAAGGAAAUGUUGUUAAAAAGUAUUAAUCAGGAGUUGAGUGUAGGCGUUUUAAACAUAAACCUAAUAUACAAAAGUUAUGUUCAUGAAAGCAAGUUCACGUUUCUUAUUUGAAAAGGUUGAAGAUUAUAAUUGUAUAAAGAAAAUGUAAAAGAAUUUACAAAAUUCCAUAUCUACACUCUCAGAUCUCCUCCCCAGUAUGCCAUAAAGAUAUUUUAGUUUUAUGAAUCUGCCAUAGCACUGAAAAUGUUGCUGAACUUUGCUAUAGACCUCCAAUUAUAAAUGGACAAGAGAGAAUCAAUUGUUUAUUUGAGUAGAAUCAACAGGUAUCAAGCUGAAUAAAUGGAAUAGUCAGCCCUUGGAGGGAAAAAUAUGUAAAACAAAAAAGAACUUAAAAUCUCUGUAAAUUCAACUGGAGACAUCAACAGGAAACUGUAUUCAUAAAAGAACUGAAAACUGUGGAAAUGGAAAAUUGGGGGAUAAGAAAGGAAUUAAACCUAAUUCCCUAAAUAAAAUACUCAACAAUAUUACAGUGGUAGAACAAAUGUGGCUGAAAUCUAAAUAGAUAUUUACUGAAUGAACUGAAUAACUGAUUGGCCUUGGGAAGGUUUGCUUGAUCUCUUGUGUAUAGAGAACUUCCAGGGGAGUUGUGCCGAUGGAUUAAGUAUGUUGAUGGGCUAGAUCUUGCAGGUACAACUUGGGAGACUUGUGAACAGAGAAGCUGCCUCCUGAUGCUUCAUAGAGGACUUAUAGUCUGCUGGUCCUGUGCCUGCAGCUUUCUGAGGGAUCCGAAGAAAUGAUGGUUGCUGAAGCUAGGGUAUUUUAAAUGAAAAAAUGAAUGAAAAAAAUUUGAAAACAACUCCACAGCAGCGGAAACUUCCUGAAUGGAUGUCUGUGCAGAAUCAGAUUCGUGCUGUAGAAGAAAGAAAGACAUCUAUUCAGAAGAGUGUUUUUGAAGAUGACCUCCCCUUUUUAGAAUUCACUGGAUCCAUUGUGUACAGUUAUGAAGCUAGUGAUUGCUCUUUCCUAUCAGAAGAUAUUAGCAUGAGUCUAUCUGAUGGAGAUGUGAUAGGAUUUGACAUGGAAUGGCCACCAAUAUACAAAAAAGGAACACUAGGCAGAGUUGCACUAAUUCAGUUGUGUGUGUCAGAGAGCAAAUGUUAUUUGUUUCACAUUUCUUCUAUGUCAGCUGAGAUGUACGGAGACCUGGAGCCUUGCAAUGGUCUGGUUAAGCACCUCUUUCAGUAACAGCUUCUGAAAGACAAGUCUAUCCGCUGUAGCCAUUGGGGUAAUUUCCCUCUCACUGAGGACCAGAAACUGUAUGCAGCCACAGAUGCCUAUGCUGGUCUUAUCAUUUACCAAAAAUUAGAAAUUUUGGGUGAUGCUGUACAGAUGUUGCCUAUAAAUAAAGAGAAAGAAAUACUACCUAGUGAUGUGAAGAAACAGUUAACUUCAAUGUCUGAGGAGAUGAUGGAUCUGGCUAAGCAACUUCCAGACACUUUCAGAAAAUUGGAAAAUCCACAGAGGGUUUCUAUACUGUUGAAGGAUAUUUCAGAAAAUCUGUAUUCAUUAAGGAAGAUGAUAUUUAGUUCUGCCAACACCAAGACAGAACUGAGGCCCAGCAGUAAUCAUGGUUUAUUAUCAGUGGAAGAUACAACUGCUGGUAGGAUACAACAGAAACAAAUUAAAAAACACAAAAUUUUUACUGAAGUUCAAGAUGAAACAUGGGACACAACAUUUGGUAAUUUAAUUAAACAUGACAGAGAAAAUGUGCUUGAAGAUGAAGUGAAACAAAAAGAAGAUGAGUUUGAAGAUGUAAAAGAGGACAAUAAAUUGAAGGAGAAUAUGGAAAGAAUUUGUUUGAUGUCAUUAGAUGUUACAGAAUAUGAACUCCAAGUCUGGGAACAGCAGGCUCGGGAAGAAAUUCUUAGUGAUGUUACCUACGUAUCUGCUGAGGAUAAUGAAAAGGAUGUAUCUUACGUAAUUGAAAGUGAUGAAGACUUAGAAAUGGAGAUGCUGAAGUCUUUAGAAAACCUAAACAGUAGCAUGGUAGAUCCAAUUCAUUCUAAAUGCUUAGAAAUGGAAAGAAAGCCGGGUCUUCCUACUGAUGAAGAUGAUGAAGAUGAAAAUGAAGCUGUUGAAGAGGAAGAAGAAGUUACUGAGGACCAUUCAUUGCCAGGACCCAAUGAAAAACAAAUGAUUUGCCUCAAGACUUAUUUUGGACAUUCCAGUUUUAAGCCGGUUCAGUGGAAAGUGAUUCAUUCUGUGUUGGAAGAAAGAAGAGAUAAUGUUGUUGUCAUGGCAACUGGUUAUGGGAAGAGUCUGUGCUUCCAGUAUCCACCUGUUUAUGUGGGCAGCAUUGGUCUCGUCAUCUCUCCUCUAAUUUCUCUGAUGGAAGACCAAGUGCUCCAGCUUGAAAUGUCCAAUAUUCCAGCUUGUUUCCUUGGAUCAGCACAAUCAAAAAAUGUUAUAGAGGAUAUUAAAUUAGGCAAAUAUCGGAUUGUAUACAUAACUCCAGAGUUCUGUUCAGGUAACUUGGACUUACUCCAGCAACUUGAGGCUAAUAUUGGUAUCACCCUUAUUGCUGUGGAUGAGGCUCACUGUAUUUCUGAGUGGGGGCAUGAUUUUAGAAAUUCAUUCAGGACUCUGGGCUCCCUGAAGGCAGCACUCCCACUGGUUCCAAUUGUUGCAGUCACUGCUACUGCAAGUUCUUCAAUCCAAGAAGACAUUGUGCGUUGCUUAAAACUGAAGAAUCCUCAGAUUACGUGUACUGGCUUUGAUCGACCAAACUUAUACUUAGAAGUUGGGCGAAAAACAGGAAAUAUCCUUCAGGAUCUGAAGCACUUUCUUGUCAAAACUACAAGUUCUGCCUGGGGGUUUGAAGGUCCAACUAUCAUCUACUGUCCUUCCAGAAAAAUGACAGAACAAGUUACAGCUGAACUUCGGACACUGAAGUUAGACUGCAGAACAUACCAUGCAGGCAUGAGUAUUAAAUCACGGAGAGAGAUUCAUCACAGAUUCAUGAGAGAUGAAAUUCAGUGUGUUGUAGCUACCAUAGCUUUUGGAAUGGGCAUUAAUAAAGCAGACAUCCGCCAAGUCAUCCAUUAUGGUGCUCCCAAGGAAAUGGAAUCAUAUUACCAGGAGAUUGGAAGAGCUGGCCGUGAUGGACUUCAAAGUUCUUGCCAUGUUCUCUGGGCUCCAGCAGACAUUAACUUAAACAGGUACCUCCUUAGUGAGAUACGCGAUGAGAAGUUUCGAUUAUACAAAUUAAAGAUGAUGGCAAAGAUGGAAAAAUAUCUUCAUUCCUGCCGUUGUAGGCGACGAAUCAUCUUGUCUCAUUUUGAAGACAAACAACUACACAAGGCCUCCUUAGGUAUUAUGGGAACUGAAAAAUGCUGUGAUAACUGCAGGUCCAGAUUGGGUCAUUACUUUUCCAUUGAUGAUUCAGAAGAUGUAUCACAGGACUUUGGUCCACAAGCAUUCCAGCUGUUAUCUGCUGUGGACGCCUUGGGAGAAAAAUUUGGAAUUGGGGUUCCAAUUUUAUUUCUUCUAGGAUCAAAUUCUCAGCGUCUUGAAGAUAAAUAUCGCAGCCACAGUUUCUUUGGCACUGGCAAGGAUCACAAAGAAAGCUGGUGGAAGGCUUUGUCUCGUCAGCUCAUGACUGAGGGAUUUUUAGUAGAAGUUCCUGGGCGUAACACAUUUAUAAAGCUGUGCACCCUCACGGAAAAGGGUAGAAAUUGGCUUGAUAAAGCCAAUGAAGAAUCUCCUCAGAGACUUAUCCUUCAAGCAAAUGAAGAAUUGUGUCCAAGGAAGUUUUUUCUGCCAAGCUCUAAAACAUUAUCUCCAAGCACUGAACAGUAUUCUUCUAACCGGGCACCAAUUGAAUUAACUGCAGAGAAGUCUAACUUGGAGAAGAUGUAUUCAUACAAAGCAUUUGAUAAAAUUUCUCCUGGGAGUAGCAUUCCUAAAAAAAGUGUCAUGGCACAAUCUCCAGGAAAAUGUCAUCCUGUAUCUUACAAGUCCUCAGAACCUGUUAUUUCAGCCCAAGAGCAAGAGACUCAGACCCUGUUAUACGGCAAGUUGGUAGAAGCUAGGCAGAAACAUGCCAAUGAAAUUGAUGUUCCUCCAGCUAUUCUGGCAACAAAUAAGAUACUGGUGGAUAUGGCCAAAAUGAGACCUACCACAGUUGACAAUGUGAAAAGAAUUGAUGGUGUUUCUGAAGGCAAAGCCACUAUGUUGGCCCCUCUGUUGGAAGUCAUCAAGCAUUUCUGCCAAGUAAAUAGUCUGCAGACAGACCUAAUUUCAAGUACAAAACCACAAGAAGAACAAAAGAAAAGUUUCGCUGUGAAAAAUAAAUUCUCACUGUCACCAUCUAUGGCCAUCACUUAUUCUUUAUUUCAAGAAAAGAAGAUGUCUUUGAACAGGAUAGUUGAGAACAGGACUCUGCCUCUUGCAACAGUGGGCAUGCACUUGUCCCAAGCGGUGAAAGCUGGCUACCCCCUUGAUGUGGCACGAGCAGGCCUGACUCCAGAGGUUCAGAAGAUUAUAGUUGAUGUUAUCCGAAGUCCUCCCAUCAACUCAGAUAUGAAUAAAAUUAAACUGAUUAGAACAUUGGUUCCUGCAAACAUUGACACUUACCUUAUCCACAUGGCAAUUGAGAUCCUGGAAAAAGAUAGCAGACUGUUAUCCCAGCCUUCAUGUGAUUCCAACAAAAAGAGAUGUUUCCCCUACUCAGAGGAGAGCUGUUUAACUUCCAAGAGAAGCAAGGAGGAAGCAGGCAUUAAUACCAAGACUGGUGGAAAACAUCCUGGUGAUUUUUCACUGAAAGUUGGGAGUCACAGAAAUUCACUAAGACUAACUACUUUGAAUCAGCCAUCAAAUGAUCCAGAAGAAGAAGAUUUAUUUACAGAUUCUCAUUCAAAAACUUCAGCUGAAACCUCAAAGAGAAAAUUACCUGAGUGGUUUGCCAAGGGAAAUGAGACCUUACCUGAUACCAACAAGAAAUCAAUUACCAGAACAAAAAAGAAGUUUUUUUUUUUAAGUUAACUUGGCAGUUUUACCAGAGGAAUUAUGUAUAUCUUGCUGUAUUACCAAAGUAGAAUUGUAUUUCAUUUCUGAGAAGAGUGGGAUUAAAUUUAAUUUUAAAAAUAUUCCAAUGCCAAAGUAAAAUUACAUGUUUAUUGAAAGACUGGUAUCUUAAAUCAGCCUUCUGCUACUCACAUAUCUGGGUCUUCUAAGAGCCUGAGAGAGUACAUAGAGUCUAAAAUAUUAAAUUAAAUCUUUCAGAUUGCUUUAAGAAACUAUUAUUGUCCUGUUUUCUAAUCUUUAUUCAUAAAAAUAUAUUUGGAAAUCUAAUAUGCCAUUUGAUAUAGAUAAUAAAUUAGUAGUUGUGUGGUGGUUGUGUCACAAAAAAAUAUUUCUGUCUUACCAAAAUUCUGUUUUUGAAGAAAAUUGACUUUACUAUUUUUAUAAGAAGCUCUUAUAAACAUUGCUAAAAUGGUAAUAGUGAACCAGACAGUGAAAAUCAAACAUUAUAUUUGGGUUCCAUGUAAAUAGGGGAAAAGAAUGUAACAGGUUACUGAUUAUGCUAUGCAACCAUGUACUUUGUAUUUUAUACACUGUAUCUAUUAUUUUUCAAAUAAUAAAACAAUCUCUUCCAUACUGAA